Molecule: messenger RNA, 3967 nt
Organism: Labrus mixtus (cuckoo wrasse)
Lineage: Eukaryota; Metazoa; Chordata; Actinopteri; Labriformes; Labridae
Gene: recql
Product: RecQ helicase-like
Exons: 15
Coding region: 374-2881 (835 amino acids)
Biological process (GO): DNA replication; double-strand break repair via homologous recombination
Cellular component (GO): cytoplasm; chromosome
Molecular function (GO): ATP binding; 3'-5' DNA helicase activity; four-way junction helicase activity
Source: RefSeq, a predicted model, not a curated record
AUGGAAACGCAUGAUUUUUAGACAACCUAAUCUUUUAUGUUAUCAUAUUAACAUUAUGGCGUUUAUUAUUAAUCAUAUUAACAACGGGCUAUUGAUUGAAGGUGUUUAAAAGGACAUUGUCGAUCUGGCCGAGAAGGGCGAGGCUUGUAUUUCGCCUGGCAGUCGUCGCGUAGGGUACAAAUCCCCCUUGACGCCUCACCCCUGACCUGCUCCAGUGUUCUGUGGCGGCGCGCUCUGUGUGACUGCUUAGCAACGGUGAAGUGGAUUCAGCAACAGACGAAGAAGAAGAAGCCAGGACGGAGUUUCUGGAUGGAUUCUACGUCUCUGACAGUCCGCAGGUUUGCUUCUCUGUGACGUCAGCAGGCGGAUACAAAUGGACGGUGUUUGCAGAACUAAUGAUGUUCAGGCUCAGCUGGACUCGGUGGAGUCGGAGCUGGAGCUGGUGGAGCUGCAGAUCGCAGAGCUGCUGCAGAAGCAGGCGGAGCUGACGGAUCAGAAGAACUCUCUGCUGCUGAAGCUGGAGGACGCCUGCGACGCUGCUCAGCCUUCAUCCUCCUCCUCAUCUUCCUCAAAGUCCUCAGGGGCCGAGCCCGUGAUGAGCAAGCAGGAGUUAAAGCGCUACGAUGGGACAGAUUUCCCGUGGUCUAAAGAAGCAGAGAAGCACCUGAAGGACUCGUUCGGUCUCUCCAAGUUCAGACCGCUGCAGCUGAGGGCCAUCAACCUGAGCCUGUCAGGCAAAGAUCUGUUCUUAGUGAUGCCCACAGGACGAGGGAAAAGCCUCUGCUACCAGCUGCCUGCAGUCUGCUCUGAGGGUUUUACACUGGUCGUCACCCCCCUGCUGUCCCUGAUGGAGGACCAGAUCAUGUACCUGAAGUCCAUCGACGUGUCGGCAGUCGUUCUGAAUGCGAACAGCAGCAAGGAGCACGCUAAGACAGUCAUGGCUGGCAUGACGGACCCAAAGUCCCCCUUUAAGCUGUUGUACGUGACCCCGGAGAAGAUCGCCAAAAGCAAGCUGCUCAUGUCCCGUUUGGAGAAAUCUUACAAAGCAAACCUGCUGAGUCGCAUCGCCGUGGACGAGGUUCACUGCUGCAGCCAGUGGGGGCACGACUUCAGACCGGAUUAUAAACUGCUGGGCAUCCUGAAGAGACAGUUCCCCAAAGUCCCGCUGCUCGGCCUCACCGCCACGGCGACCAGCAGCGUCCUCAAAGACUGUGAGAAGAUCCUGUGUGUGCAGCAGCCAAUCACCAUCACCGCGUCCUUCAACCGCACCAAUCUCUACUACGAGGUUCGUAUUAAAGACUCCAACAACGAUGCAUCAAUAAGCGACGUCGCCGCUCUGAUCAAGAGCAGAUACAAGGACCAGUCAGGGAUCGUGUACGUGUUCUCUCAGAAGGACGCAGAGUCGGUGGCGUCCGAACUUCAGAACAGAGACAUCCUGGCGUAUCCGUACCACGGCCACAUGGACCCUAACGACAAGUCCCGAGUGCACCGCAAGUGGACCGCCAACAAGAUCCAGGUGGUGGUAGCCACGGUGGCGUUCGGUAUGGGUAUCGACAAGCCUGACGUCAAGUUCGUCAUCCACCACACCAUCAGCAAAUCCAUCGAGAACUACUACCAGGAGAGCGGACGAGCAGGUCGAGACGACCGUCCAGCCGACUGCAUCGUCUACUACGGUUUCUCUGACAUCUUCAGGAUCAGCAACAUGGUGGUGAUGGAGAACGUGGGCCAGCAGAAGCUGCUGCAGAUGGUCGACUACUGCCAGAACCUAGACAGGUGUCGGCGCUCUCUCAUGGCGGUUCAUUUCGACGAGAUUUGGGAUGAUGAAGACUGUAACCAGAUGUGCGAUACUUGUCGCGACGCAAAAGACUUCAGCACGGUGGAUAUUACCCAGCAUGCCCGGGAGGUGGUGCAGAUCUUAGAGCUGGCGGAGUCCAUGGAUGAGAAGGUGACUCCUCUGAAGCUGGUGGAGGCGUGGACGGGGAAAGGACCGGCCAAACGCAGGAAGAUGAUCCAGACCACGUCUCUGUCCCGUCUGCAGGCGGAGGCUGUGGUGGUGAGGAUGCUGCUGCUGGGAUACCUCAAGGAGGAUUUCAGCUUCACUCCGUACACAACGUAUUUCUACUUGAAGCUCGGCCGUAAAGCUCCUCUGUUAAAGAGUGCGACUCACACGGUCAGCAUGAAGAUGAGACAAACGGGGGCUGAAUCUGCUGCUGCUGCGGAGACGCAAUCUGCUGAAGAAAACGAGGAGAUCUUUGACUCCGUUGUGGACAACACUUGUCCCCAACAGCCCAAACAGAAACUAUUUAAACAACAGAGGAACCAGUGCAGGAAACGAGACCUAAAACCAGAGAGAGAGACAGACAAACGGACAGAGAGAGUAAAGAAAGAGGACAGAUAUGAAGAGAGAGACGAGGAGAGCAGAUCCAGCACCCCUCAGCACGUCAUCGAGGUUGAAAUCAACAUCAUAGAAAACAGCGAUGGUCAGAAAACACCAUCGCAUCCUGUUAGCUCUAAACGUAAAUCCACCACCCCUCAGAGAGUGCGUCAGAAACCCUGUACGGACUCAGCAGCAGCAGCAGCAGCAGCAGCAGGUGGAGAUUCAUCAAUCCAAACGGUGCCCAGCUCUCCGUCUCAGGCCUCCUUCAUCUCUGAGACCGCAGCCGAGGAGCUCAGCCACCUCAGGAACUACUACAGCAAACAGCUCAGGAGGAUUAACUACAUCUCCCAUGAGUACCUGGGGCAGCCCGCGGAGCCGGGGGUGCUGGCGUGUAUCAGGGAGCCUCUGAGGAGCCUCCGUCUGCCGGGCAGGGUAACGAUCGCAGAGACGGCCCGCAGCCUGUGGACUCGAGUCAGCGGGAGGAGGAAGCUGAUUCAGCGAUGAUGUCACAGAGUUAAUUUAUACAGGUGUGUUCAUAAAGACGUGUGGACACCUGCUGUGAUCGUCUGCUGUCUCAGGUGAAGACGCUGCUGUUUGAAGGAGUGUCAGACUUUGGUGCUCCCUUGUGGCAGUUCUGAGCUGUGCACAUUAAUAUAAAAUGACCGUUAUUAACACACCUCACACUGGGAAUGUAUGACUUCUGAAAACUUAAAAGGUGCUGUGAUGAAAGCAGACGCACACAUGGGGCAUCAAACGCCCUUCAUAGCCUGAGAGACAGUGAUGAUGAUUUUCUUAAUUGAUGAAGUUCUAGAGCUGGUUUUCAAUCUGCUUACAAACCACGGCCACGUUUACACUGCAACAAUUUCAGUCGACAUUGGUAACCUUUGGGUGCCAGACAAUGCAAAGUUUUAAAAAUAGCAUCGUCUCCCGUUAUCGUUUAAACUUGAAUUUCGCAGUUCCAGAGAAAACUGCCACUUUUCGCACGUGUGCGUUACGCUUCCAGUCAAUCACCAUGAGCGUGUAGCAUGGACUACAACUACAAUGGCGGGCUCCUGAGUUCUGUUUGACUCCUGGUUGACAUUUCCUCUAAAUGUUCUCUCUUUGUAGUUUAGGGUCACUCGGGGUAACGGCCCCACCUCGUCUACUCAAACGUUCACCGCUCUGUAGAAGGAAGAUGAUGGUGAGCAUGAUGCACGUGUUCUUUUUUUUUACAAAGUCACACCGCCACCUACUGGCCUGGCAUGUAUACUACAGAGUCUUCAUUUAAGUUUGCGGCUCAGUGUGCACAGAGGUUGUUAUCAAAAUGUUGUCGUCUGAGCGCUGAACUUUUUAAAAAAAAACUCAAAUGAAGAAUGAUGGAUUACGGUUGUGGUGUAAACGUGGCCUAAGUUCUCUGAAAGGAAAGGAUUCUGACGUCAGAUUUCCAGGGAUCACUCUACGUUUGAGGUUUAAAGUUUAGAGACUCAUCAUGUCUGUGCUGGAAGGUUUGUCACAUUUUUAUUUUUUUUAUUUUAUACACAGCAUUGUUUAUAAAACAAAAAUGUCAUAUUUCUGUUCAUCCACUGGAUAAAACUUCUUGUUAUCAUGUAA